GCUGCUUCUGCCCGUGGUUGGUGGCGGCAGCGGAUGCGAUUUUCCGCGCAUUUUUCGGGAGCGAUUUUAUUUCGAGGCGGCGCUUCAGCCGCGCAGCCUCCGCGUGGCGGCUCGGCGACAUUUUACUCGCAGGCGGCUCCCCUCCACCACCACCAUCACCACCACCACCACCAUCAUCACCACCACCACCACAGGCAGCCGCUACAUCUCUUCUCCUCUUCAUCAACAUCGUCCACCACCAGCAGCACCACCACUACCACCACCAACAACAACAACAGCAGCAGCAGCAGCAACCGCGCUUCUUCCAUCUGCCCCGUCGCCAGCUAGGGCUGACCUCGGUCGCUCGACCAUCAACAACAACCACCAUCAACAACAACCACCACCAACAACAACCACCACCAACAACAACCACCACCGUCUCUUCUGUCGUCGAGCACCAGCAGCGAGGCGGAGUUGACGACGCUGGUGGUGGGAGGAUUGUUGGGGGGGUCGGGGGUGGGGGGUGGGGGGACGACUUCUUCCCGGUCAACAACAACAACAACAUCACCAACAACAACAUCAACAACAACAAUCGUCUUUGUUGUGCUCGACCUGAGCGAGUGGAGGAGUUGGGGCGAGUCGUGGUCUUGGACGAGUUCCGCUCGGGGUGCCCUUGGGGGGGAGGGGGGUGCUGGUGGUGGUUGUUGUUGUUGUUGAUAUAGUUGUUGUUUAAAUAGUUUAAAUAGUCGUCGUAGUUGCUGCUGCUGCUGCUGCUGUUGUUUAUAACGCCGCCGCCGCCGCUGCUGCUGCUGCUACCGUCAAUUAUUGAAUCAGUGGACGACUCACUCCAACAACAACCACCACAACAACCAGCACAACAACCACCAGCACCACCACCACCACGUGUAGCAGUAAGGGGGGUAGCCAUGAACAAGUUGUACAUCGGCAACGUGAGCGAGUCUGCGGCGGCGUGCGACCUGGAGUCGCUCUUCUCGGAGCGGCAGCUGCCGUGGCUGGGCCACUUCGUGCUCAAGGCGGGCGGCUUCGCCUUCGUCGACUGCCCCGACGAGACGGGGGCUCUGAGAGCCAUCGAGACCCUCUCGGGGAAAGUGGAACUCCACGGGAAGGCGCUUGACGUGGACUACUCCGUGGCCAGGAAGCAACGGAACCGGAAAAUACAAGUCAGGAAUAUCCCUCCUCAGCUGCAGUGGGAGGUCCUGGAUGGUUUGUUGGCGCAAUACGGCACCGUCGAAAGCUGCGAUCAAGUGACAUCAGACAGCGAGACGGCCGUUGUAAAUGUCACCUUUGCCAGCAAGGACCAAGCCAAGCAGGCCCUGGAGAAGCUGAACGGCCACGAGCUGGAGAGCCACGCCCUCAAGGUGUCCUACAUCCCCGACGAGAUGGCCCCGGCGCAGCCGAGCGGCUCUCAGCAGUCCGCCCGCCGCCGGGGCAGCCAAUCCGGCUCCUCGGGGCAGGGAGCCGCGGGCGGCGGUGGCGGUGGCGGCGGUGGCGGCCCCUCCGGACGCGGGCGCCAGCAGGCCGACAUCCCGCUGCGCAUCCUCGUGCCCAGCCAGUUUGUGGGAGCCAUCAUCGGCAAGGAGGGCGCAACCAUCCGCUCCAUCACCCAGCAGACUCAGUCCAAGGUGGACGUUCACCGCAAGGAGAAUGCCGGCUCGGCAGAGAAGCCCAUCACCAUCCAGUCGGCUCCGGAUGGCUGCACGGCCGCGUGCAAGAUGAUCAUGGAGAUCAUGUUGAAGGAGGCGCAGGACACAAAGUCAGGGGAGGAUGUCCCUCUGAAAAUCCUGGCCCACAACAACUUUGUAGGGCGCCUGAUCGGCAAAGAGGGUCGCAAUCUCAAGAAGAUUGAGCAGGACACGGAAACAAAAAUCACCAUCUCCCCUUUACAGGACCUGACCCUGUACAACCCGGAGAGGACGAUCACCGUGCGGGGCAGCGUCGAGGCGACCUCCAAGGCGGAGGGGGAGAUCAUGAAGAGGCUCCGAGAAGCCUACGAGAACGACCUCGCCGCCAUGAACCAACAGGGAAACCUGAUCCCAGGGCUGAACUUGAACGCAGUGGGGCUUUUCCCCCCAUCUAUGCCCGGAAUGCCGGCCUCAUCAGUGCCACGUGCCAUGAACACCCCCUACAUGCCGUUUGCGAGUCACCCGUCGUUUGUGGGUGGUGCGUACGGCACGUCUGCUGUCACGCCGGCAGUGGCCCAGCCCGCAGCUCAGACGGAGCAGGAGACGGUCUUCCUGUUCAUCCCUACGCAGUCGGUCGGUGCCAUCAUUGGCAAAAAGGGCCAGAACAUUAAGCAGAUCUCAAGAUUUGCAGGCGCCUCCAUCAAGAUUGCGCCUCCUGAAACGCCUGACGCCAAGGAGAGAAUGGUCACCAUUACUGGCCCUGCUGAAGCACAGUUCAAGGCCCAGGGCAGAAUUUAUGGGAAAUUAAAAGAAGAGAAUUUCUACAACCCCAAGGAAGAAGUGAAGCUGGAGGCACACAUCAAGGUCCCAUCGGCCGCUGCCGGCAGGGUCAUCGGCAAGGGAGGGCGAACGGUCAACGAGCUGCAGAACCUGACGAGUGCCGAGGUGGUCGUGCCGCGGGACCAGGCGCCUGACGAUGACGACCAAGUUGUCGUCAAAAUCAUCGGGCAUUUCUUCGCCAGUCAGACGGCGCAGAGGAAGAUCCGUGAGAUCCUGCAGCAGUAUCGGCAGCAGCAGCAGCGGCAGCCACCUCCGGCCGACCUUCCGGGACAGUCCCGGCAGAAGUAGCCCCACCACACCCCACCCACCUCACCACGCCCGACCUCCUGGGCAGUCCACCAGCAGACACCACAGGGAUGGGGAGAGGGCUAGGCACCCAAGCAGGGAGAGGAACUGCUAAGCACCAGUGUUAAAGGCAGAAAUCCGUAUCAAGUUUUCAGUUGUUUUGUAUUGUAACGUCAAUUUUAGAAGAAAAAAAUUGCUUCCCACCAAUUGUCUUAAACCAACGACGAUGAAAUGUGGACUAUGUUUUAUCACCUGCCUUUUAUGGAGGAUUGUAUUUCUUGCCUGGUCCUGUUUCCUCCCCUUUCCCUGUAACCAAAGUAUUGUUUUUCUCUUCCCCCCACCCCCUCCCAUUUAGAAAUUUUUUUGUUAAAAAAAUUUGGCUUUUUUUUUUGAACAGGCAUUGCUUAGUGUUUACAACCGGCUAUUUAAAACCAACGGCAUAAGUCCUUGCUUAGGCAAUGGGAAUCAUUUUAUUAGGUCUUUACUAUUUUUAUAAGACGCAGUGGGACACUACAAGUGAGCCCAAACUGAGGAGCAAUGAAUGUGCUGGCCAAGGCACGGACACAUGUGCUUUUUUUUAACAGAACUACCUCAGGCAUUAAGUACCUCAGAGUUCCUUUUGUUCCUUUGGGAUGGUUUUGUAUGCUUUAUAAAUUGAAAGCCUUGAGCAUUUUAUUUUUUUAAUAAAAAAAAGGGUAAAAUGUGGUUGUGGGGCCGUCGGUUUGGGAGAUAAACUACCGUUUGGUUUUUUUGCCGAGAUGUACAUUUUCCCACUCCCGAACCGACAGCUGGGCGUUUGUGAUAAAAAAGAAAAACGUUUAAGUGACGCUUCAGAAAUGUCGAGCCUCAUUUCUACUGAGGUAACGACACCACCACCACCACACACCCCCCUUUGGGCUUCACACGUUUUCGCAACGACGAUAAUGAAGACUACACGCCAUGCCUAUGUACACGCCAUCCAAAAAGCAAUGCCAGUUAUGUCAAAACGUAGUAAAGAUAUGACCUUUUUACAACAGCGGUGACAAAAGCAAAAAAGAAAAAGGUAUCACAAUGUAAGAAGUUGUUUGAUGUGUGUAUCGGGCGGCUAUGAAUACGAACGUCGGACACUGCUGCUAGGCCGAUGAGUAGGACACCAGGAUCUUCCGUUUGUUCGCCUGUUUCUCCUGCAGUCAGUUCGGAGGUCUUCUCAGCGCCGGGAGCCUGCGUUGCUGGCUUGCGUGCGUGCGUUUGUUUAGUUUUUAAGGCUUCGUGCUCCGCUAAUGAAGGAGAUGUAAGAGCGCGAAACCCAGACGUAUCUCGAGGAGUUUUCUUUUUCUUCUUCUUCUGCACGAGCUGCGCUUACUCUGCAGACUAAAUCCUCCCUGCGUGCAACUCGGAGACCCGAUUUAUUUCUGCGAUUGUGUAUGGGGAUCGUCCAGUUACAUCUCUCGCUUUUACAGGGUGGCACCCUGUCACGCGUAAAUGUUCCAUUGUGAUCGCAGUGUUUACAUUUCGGAAUUGAUGGUCAUCGACAGGGACAUCCUUUCCUUUGUGCAAGAUGCCACCCUGAUCUGAGAAACUAAUAUUUCCCAAUCUCUGAUGUUACGGUGCCUGUGUUCCCUUAAAGCUGUCAGAAAUACUCUCACCUUAACAGGCUAAUUGUCGUGCUGCUUUUACAGAUGUGUAUCUGAAUCAAUUUCACAAUGUAAUCAGGAUUUGUGGAUUUUCUACAUGCAUGUUUUCUCUUUAAGCAAAAUACAUUGCUGCAUGACCUCAGGUAUAAACUGCAGCAGAAAACCAACUGUCUCAUCUGACGUGGAGAGAAAAUGUGUUGUAAUGGUGAAUCAUGGUUUUGUGCUAAUGUAGUCGCGUCGCUUCGACACGAGCGGAUGAACUAUGAUUUGUGAUGAGCCCCAGCAUGCUAUGGGGAUACCGUUUUUUUACAGAUCACCUUUAAGGGAACACAGAUUGGUGGGAGUGAAGAUGUUUGAUAUUCCAGCGAUGAUAAGAGCUGCACAGCGCGUCCUGCCCAGCGCCAUCCUGCCGCUGUGCAACUGCUAUGCAUGCUGGGAAAUCUGGAUGUGCUUGGACCAAUCUGCAGGUGGAAUUUUAUGCACAUUUGAUGGAUAAUGAUGGUGAAAAUUUGCAUCUUGAUUUCACUGUUCUGGUGGAUUGGUAACCAUAACAAAAAAAAUGCAAUCAAUCCGUCGCUGGAACAGCCUUUGGUAAAUUAAUUUCAGUAAAACAAUUCGGCUCCCCUCCAAAAAAAUUAGUGGGUCCGUAUUUUAGGAUCCACAAUUGGACGUGUCCAGUUCGAAUGUUCCUGCCUCAGCCUUGCCCUGCCACAGAAUAUCGCACAGUCGCUGUUAUUGCUGCAUAUCUUUUCAAACAAUUCAACUAAUUUUUUAUUUUACCAAGUAAGGCCCACUGAGCUAUAUAUUUUGUUAUUUUGUCAGACGCGACCCAUCCACAAAUGAUAGCUGAACUCAGUUGGCUCAUCACGUGGAAAUGUAUAGCAGCCAAAUACUCUAAAUUCACGUUUAUAAAUGUGGAGGGAAGACCCGGAGAAAAAGGUAGUAAACAUAUCGCCACCACGGCGUCCAUAUCUGCCUGGUCCACCAACCCCACAUCUCACCACCGCCACUAUCUCAAGGAAAAUCUGGUUUAUCUCUGAUCAAACUGCCACGGCAGAUACUGAAUGUACCCCCAUUAAGACCACACAACAGCAAUACAAAUCUGCAGUAGAACACACAGAUUGCACAGUUCUCGCCCAGGGCAGCAAAAACCUCUUGACGUGUGAUAGACAAAAAAAGUAGCAAUUAACUUUGCUAUAUUAUUGCCAUCUAUUUAGCCUCCGUUUGGUUUUCAAGGCAUAUGUGAGGAUCGUUCAAGGUUAACCUACAUGUUUUUUCUCGUCCAAUAUGCAUAUGGAUUUGUUUCUCGAGGUAGUUUAUGACUAUCCGUUGGAAUGUACUUCUUUACAUGUGUCUAUGCCAGCAGCAUAUACGUGCACACCUUUGCCUGAUUGCAUCGCAUACGUCCCUGCAGGACUUAAUGCCAGCACGUGCCUUGGGGGGGGGGGAGUGGGGGGGGGGAGUGGGAGGGGGCCUCCAGCCACACAACAUGACAGGGGGGACACAUUAGGGCCUUGGUGGUGGGACAGCGUGAAACCUUCCGCGCCCAAGGUGCGCGUAACGACAGAUCUGGCCGGGAGCUCAUCCUGCCUUCUCGGUGGCCACGUUGCGCAUUCCUUGGGCAGCAGAUAGCCCCGCACUUGACUCCUGCGCCCAGUUUCCAGGCGCGAUCUGUUGCUCUACACCCGCCCCUCAGAUCUCGAUGUAAAUGUUCCGCACAAUCGCGACACCGUUUCGCGGCGUCGGCCACUGCGAAAGUUCUCCGUUUGUGAAAAGCACAGGAGCAGGUCGGUUAGGGUGGCUAUAAAUGCGCAUCGAUUGUAACCCGAUUUCCGCCUCCUUUGGAAGCUGUUCUCUCUCCGUCACUCGAGACUUAUGCUCCUUGUUGUCGCCAUACGUUUAUCCAGCAGGCAGUACAAGUAUAUCAGGGUUGUUUAAUUUUGCUUCCAAGGAGGUGACGUCAUAUCACGUGACGAUACACAACAGUGCCGCGUUAUUCUUAGACUCGACACGAGUUUCUCGGUGUUCGGAGAAAAAACGAGUAGGUGAAACUUGAACGGUCCGCAUGUGAACGACGGUGUAGAAACACAAACUUGAACAUGAAAUCGUGCUCACACAAUUACCUGCCCUACGAAAGCGUUUUGCACGUUUCGGUUGCAACUGAACCGACUUCGAAUCACUGCCUUCGCUCAAGUGCCCAACACCUAAAACGCAGCGUUGCGUUCACCAACGGUGUGGACGAAAUCGUCGAGGCAUCGAAAAGGCUGAACGGCGGUGGCGGUGACAACAGCACCGGACGGAUUGGAAGCGUCAAUUAUUGGCGGUGCAUUCGCCCGAUCUUAAUUCGAUUUUAUGGGAUCGCAGAACGUUGAGAAAAAAAGGGUUAUUCCCUUGAAAACAAUAACGGUGUGCAUAAAACAGAAAAAUUCCUCGCGCGCCCCCACCCCAAACACCCCCUUGGUUGCACACACAGAGCCCAAUCCAUGUGCGUCGUCUCCGCGUGCGGAAUGUGGAGCGGCCGUCUCCUUCCUCUGCGCGUGGCACAGCGGCCGCUUGUCCCUUCUCCCGGCGCACGAGGCGCCGCGUGGCGGUAGAGAAUUCCGAAGAGGGGAUCUAAAAGGUGCAUCCAAAUAUGGGGAAACUUUUCCCACGGUCCCCCCUUUACACAAGAGCUCAUCUUCAUGCUGGAUCUACCUCUUCAGAUUUGUGCGGUGUUAAUUGCUGUCGCGAUAAAAACAAAAACUAUUAUCUGGUUGAAUAGAUCUUAAAUGCAGUUGUCGUGGGUAAUACACCUGGUUAUAUCGGUAUAUACAAUGUAGUCUUUUUAAUAUACAGAUUUGUUUCGACAGCUGAUAAGGGGGGGGGGGGGGACAAUGUGGUUUUAAUUUAUGGCAACGCAGGACAAAAAAAAUCUCAAUGACACGUGGGGCAGGAGUGAAGAGGUCAGUGGAGUUUUUGCUUUUUCACUUCCGGACGUCAUGAACGUGGAAUUGUGGAAAUGGACCCGACAAUGUUUCAUUUCCUCCACACUUUUAUGGUUUUUUUCUUUUCAAGUAAAUUGACAAUUUUUAUCAAACAUAACUACUGGUAGUCGUAGACAUUUAUUUCAACACAAAACUUGUUGGAAUUAACAAAAGGGUGGUUUAUUUUAAAAAAACGUGUUUUUAUUUUGAAAAAAAAAUUGCCUCUUUUUCUGCAUAGCUAAUCCAUAUUCUUGUAGUUCGUUAUUUUGACGGUGAAGUUGUCUGGGCUGUUUUGUUUUGUUACUUUGGCUCUGUGUGUGCAAGAAGGGUCGGUGGUUCUCUCAUCACUCAUUGCUUAUUGCCCAGGUGCGACUUCACUUGUCGGCUUUUUUACGGAUCCGUGAUGUUUUUAGUUUAAUUCUUUCUUGCUGUUGAUUUACCUCUAAUAAUCAUUUUUUAUUUAUCUAUCAUUCCCAAGUCUCCUGCUGCUGCUGCUGAGAGUGUGAGCAAUGUACACAUGCCAGUCCUGUUAACGGGCCCAUGUCAGUCCGCAUUCAACAACCAGGUUGCACUGUGCUUGGACCCCCAUGAAUUUGUUUUCUCACAAUCUCUCUUCAUAUCAGACAUGGCAGUUGCAGUGAACUCAACUCUCAAUAAAAAUUGAAGCAGUUUUGAACAACCUUUGUGGAGUCCAUUUU
Lethenteron reissneri (Far Eastern brook lamprey) is the source of this 8021-nucleotide messenger RNA. Its product is annotated as insulin-like growth factor 2 mRNA-binding protein 3-B. The record is from RefSeq and is a predicted model, not a curated record. Lineage: Eukaryota; Metazoa; Chordata; Hyperoartia; Petromyzontiformes; Petromyzontidae. Gene Ontology annotation, molecular function: RNA binding.